Messenger RNA from Macadamia integrifolia, 2062 nucleotides. RefSeq names its product ankyrin repeat and sterile alpha motif domain-containing protein 1B-like. The transcript is spliced from 3 exons. NCBI's taxonomy places the organism in Eukaryota, Viridiplantae, Streptophyta, Magnoliopsida, Proteales, Proteaceae. The record is from RefSeq and is a predicted model, not a curated record. Gene Ontology annotation, molecular function: protein binding. The coding region runs from base 104 to 922 and encodes 272 amino acids.
AAAGAUCGAUAUUCUCCUCACCCGUACUUCAUAUACUUAUAUCAAUUAGAGCAUUGAGUUCCCUUCUACCAUUCAUCUAUUCAGAAUCGAGAGUCGGACCAGCAUGGCUGUAUCAACAUCUCGUUCGAACAAGCUUAAGGAUGAAGUAUAUAAAGCAGCUGUUGAUCAUGCUGGGAAGAAUGAUAAUAAGGAAAUUAUCCUGAAAUUCUAUGAGGAAAACCCCACUUCACCCAUCGAUGAUCAAGGUGAUACUGUCCUUCAUGUGCUCGCUCUGCACCGCACCGAGGUUGCCUGUGAACUACUACAGCUUGAGAUGCAUCAUGGCCUGUUGGCGAAAAAUUGCAAGGGAAACACAGCACUGCAUGAAGCAUCCAGGGUUGGUGCUCUGAAGUUAGCAAAGUUGAUGGUGCGCAAGGAAAAUAGUAUAGUCGAUCAUAGCAACCUCGUGGGAGAGACACCACUUUAUUGGGCUGCUGCUUAUGGACAGACGAAGAUGUUUCAGUUCCUUGCUGAAAAAAGCAAUCAUAGCAAUCUCAUGGGAUUGAGAAGAAAUGAUGGUCUUACCAUUCUUCACGCUGCUGUAAUGGGCGAAUUUUAUGAUCUGGCUAAAGAGAUAGUGGAUCGGUACCCACCGUUUCUUGCUGUGGCUUGUAAUGAAGAGAAGAAAACAGCACUUCAUCUAUUAGCUCAAUCGCCCUUUCUGUUCAGAAGUGGAACGUUGUACUCAGAGAUGAAUGUAGCUGACUCCUCCUUCAUCCCAUUGGCAUUGCUGAAAUUAAUGAUCUACAGCUGUUUAAGUAUUCCUGUGGAGGAUCCAAACAAGGGAAACUUGACAGAUCCAGAGGAUUCUCGGGAACCUGAAGAUGGGAGGAGUUCUAUCAAAGGCAAGAAGAGAAAUUACUUUUCCACUUCCAACUGUUGAUCUUUACUUAUUUUUGUAUGGGAGAAAAAACGGUAGCCAUUCCUGUACCCUAUCCCCUUCAUUGGGUGAGCACACAUGGAUAUCCACCAGAGAGCACAUAGGGGUAGUGUCAAUCCACAGACCUUAUGAGAAGUCAUAGGGAACAGGGAUGGUUAUCAGAGAGUGGAUCAUGUUCUCAUACAUUGAUCCACACACAUGGAAUCCACACAAGAAAAUGUUGGGUGAUGGAUUCCAUGUAUGUGAAUCAGAUGGUACGAGAGCCUGAUCCAUACUGCUGUUAUUGUUCUUUUUCUGUUUGUAUUUUAUUAUCUUUUUUUCCCCCAUUUUAUAAAUUAUUAAGUUUAGUGGUAUUGAUGGCUGGAGGCCAUACUGAUCACCCGCGAUGUCAAUUCCAAUAUGGUACGGACAGGAUUGUAUCAAUCCAACUAUUAGGUCUGUAUCAGGCGUAAGUUAAAAAAAUAGUCACCUUUUAUACAUACUUUCAGUCCAUUAUUGGUAUUAUAUCAAUAGCAGUUAUCAAGGAUAUCAAAACAUAUCAAUCAAUACGCGGAUACAAUGCCAAUACUUAGAACCAUAAGCUGUACAUAUUGUGGCUAAAACCAUCAUCUGUUGCUGACACAACCUCCCAACUAAAGCGGGUUUGACCUAGAAGAAAGACUUUCUGAAGUCACUCUAGAAUCAAGUCCUUGGCCUUGGAAUUUUCCUUCAAAUUUAUAGAUCCUAUUGAUUUGGUCUUGAGUUGAUAGAAACUCUUUUCUCAUGCAUGAUUAAUGAUGAUACAAUUAUUUAGAUGCAAGUAUGACAUAUUAUUUAAGAAGCCACUAAUAUCAUUAUUACUAGAGUUCAUUCAACAUGACCUGUGAUGAGAGGGUGCUAUAUAACUUGCAUUCUUUCUUUCCAUGUUGAUUAAUGUGAUCAUAUAUAUAUAUAUAUAUAUAUAUAUAUAUGAAUUCUAACCCCCCCCCUUAAAAUGUAGGAAAGAAUAAGAAAAAAAAUAAAAUAAGAAAGAUGAAGAAAAGUCCACAAAAAUAAUUGUCUUCUCCCUACAACUGAAUGAAGCUACGAGAGAAAUCUGAAGAGGAUACAAAAGGAUAGAGACCAGGGUCAAAGAUUAAAACUACUAGUACAUUCCUCUUUUUU